This is a messenger RNA of Staurois parvus, 296 nucleotides long. The record is from the annotation of a GenBank genome assembly. Lineage: Eukaryota; Metazoa; Chordata; Amphibia; Anura; Ranidae.
AUCUGUGAAUGAUCACAGAGGUCACAUGGUACAAGGCUAUUCACAACAGCCUUGUACCAUGUGACAAGCUCUGUGAUUGGUCACAGCUUGUCACAUGGUACAAGGUUGUUGUGAAUAGCCUUGUACCAUUUGAUCUCUGUGAUCAUUCACAGAUUUCAUACGUAGUAACCAAUAAUGUCAGAAGUGACAUCUUGCUUACCACUAUUCAUCGAUCCUCCGGACACAGCGGGCACUGGAUUGCGGUGCUGCACACUCUCGGAGUGCACACAGGCUAAAAUGGCAGGUGCUGUUUAUGA